CCGUCUUACACAUAUUCACUUGGCGGUUUGUUUGGUUGGGUUUUUUUCUCUCUCUCCUUUUUUUCUUCCCAUACUUCUGGACUGGCACUGGCGAGGGAUGGCACAUUUUAAAGCAGCGGUGACGUGUAUUACACCCAAGAAGCCUUGAGCCCACUCAUAACAUCCACAUUCAUGCACAUGCCCGUUCUGCCACAUACGAGGAAUGAAGUGAGAGGGCAGAGUCGACCACAGGACAGAGACAUUUCUCCUGCUGAGCUGGAUGCUCUGUGGAGGGAACCACCAUAUACUCUUGGGGGAACAAAUGAGCACUUCUCUGGAAAUGAUAUCAUGACUCAAGGUGUGGAAGAGGGAUCAGGGGUGGAGUCGGCGGAAGGAGAGGCUGAGCCGGAUAGCUACUGGAAGAGGAAGGAAGCGUUCCUCAGAGGAAGCACCGUGGGGGUGGGAGAGAAAUUCUCCUCAGAAAUUGUGCUGGUGUUCAGUGGACGCAGGCGAUCUGCUGUGGUUCCUGACUGUGCCCUACAGGAGGCGUUGCGCACACGUCUCAGGGUGGUGGAGAGCAACAGCCAGGAUGUCAUCCAGCUCUUCAAAGACUUGUCCGCCCGGCUGGUGUCAGUCCACGCUGAGAAAGACAGCUUUGUACUUAACUUCAGGACUGUGGAAGAGAUCUGGAGGUUUUCCACCUACCUAGCAUUAGGCUACGUGGCUCGGUGCUUGGAGAAUUUUUUGUGUGACCAGUCCUUCUGGCUGGAGCCAGAAUUGCUCAGUGAUCUGGAGAUCAAAGUGACAGUGGAUGAGGAACAUCUAGCCACCCUCUACUUGGGGCUGCUGCUCCAAGAAGGCGCCUUUUUUGCAAAGGCACUCCACACCAGAACUGAUUACACUGAUGAUGAAGAUGAGCUGUUGUUCAAGAAGAAUGACUUGCUGAUGGUUAGAGACACAGGCCAGGACCACAUGUGGGAGGGCACCCUGCUCUCCACCGGGGACCACGGCUUGGUGCCAGUCAAUGCUAUGCAACCACUGCCAUACCCAUUCUACCAAUGGUUUCUGAGGAAUUACCCAGGCUUUGCAGGAUGCUCGCUCCCAGAAAAGGAUCAGUCUGAACACCCAAUUGUGACGGGGUCUUGUGUGGCAGUGGUUGACUACAGUCCAGUGGGGCGAGAGGAACUCCAGCUGAGUCAGGGAGACAUUAUAAAGAUUCAGGGACUGCUGGUUCGAGGCUUGGAAAUGUUCAUCGGGACCCACACCUCUACAGGCCACACUGGCUUUGUGCACAAGGCUCAUGUCAAGCUUGUGGAUGCCAUACCCCUUGAUGGACAAUUGGUCUUUCUGACAGAGGAGGAGAGGGCAGCGCUGGCUCAGGUUAACCCCUGUAGUGCUGAACCGAAUGACAGCAGCUUGCUGGAGAGACUGUUUUACUCUGACAUCAGCUCAGUUUACAGGCUAGACCGACGGGAUGAGUCUGACUUCAUGUACAUCAGGAACUAUCCAAAGCAAGAUCAUAAGGCUCCUGCCAGCACUCGCCAGAGCCUCGUUUCAGAGAAAAGUGGCGGGACGCCCCCGUACCAGUCGUCUCCUUGCCCUUCUCUCUCACACUCCUCUCCUCGUCCAUCUGUCUAUCAAUCCCACAACCCCUUGUGGCGUGACGGAGAGCCGCUGUCCUUCACUCUCGAUGAUACAUUCAGAGAGCUGAAUGAGUUUCAGGAAGAUCCAUCUAUCUUCUUGGAGGAGAACAGCUGGGAAGGGGAUGAAUACGAGCUAAGCGACCCCACGCUAAUCCUGCUGAACCAAAACCACUUCAAGGAGGACUUCCUCCCGCUGUAUGACCUGCAACAUUCCUUCCUGUGGGUGACCUUUCAUGAUAAGGGGGAGGAUGAACUCCUGGGGCACCUUGAGAACGUCAGAGAGGUUGCCAAGAGAACCGGAAUGCACUGGGCACAUCGUCGGGCAUGCUUUCUCUUGGGAAGACUCUGUGCUAGGAAGUUAAAAUACUCCCAGGCCCGUGUGUAUUAUGAGGAAGCUCUAAGUGUCUGUGUGGAUGGAUUCUCUGACAUGCUCCUCCUCAUCGCUCUCUACACAAACCUCACGGCUGUCUACUUGAAGCAGCGUAUGACAGACAAGCUGCCCCAGAUCUUGGAGAAAGCCAGUACCCUUCUCCUGUGUUUCCCCAGCCAUGAAUUCACUUCCCUGAAUGAGAUUGAGUUGCUCAAGUUGCUCUUGAGGAGAUCGGUGGUUGAGGGCAACAAACACUUGGAAGCCCGCGUCUGUUAUCUCAUUUCCAGCCUCUUUCUCCUCCUUAGGAAAACAGAUGAUGCCCUACCAUUUGUUGAGCGGCUCCAGUUCCUCUCUGGGACUCUAUGUGCCACACAGGGGCAGCCCAUCGCUCCUUUAGACCUUAACUGGCUCCUGAGCCAGCUCUACCAUCGUAAAUACAUGCCUUACUUGGUCCUGGCAUCUCUAAGUCUGGACUCAAGACAGGACCACUCCCUCAGUGAUGCUUUCAAAAGACUGGAGCUCUUUGUUAAGAACUCUGUUCGUUUGAAUCCACACUGGAAGGAGGGAACCUCUCUGCUCCCUGCCCAGAUUGUUGUCUAUCUUCAGCAGGCUCUUGCAAUUGCUGAACAGGGGGAAGACCUAAAGACCCAGAGGGACCUGUGUCUGGGCUUAGCUUCAGUUUACCUGCAGUAUGGGGCUCUGCAAAAAGGAGUGUGUUGUGCUCAACAGGCUGUGGAAACAGGGAGCUAUAUCAACGAGGAGGAGAGCUUUGAGGCCUCUGUGCUACUAGGGUGGAUGUUGGUGUUGACUGGUCAGGCUGAGAAAGCCCAGAAAAUUUUACAGCCAUUGCUUACAUCACUCCAGGGCACGGACAGUCCCACUCAGCGGGGAGUUAUCCACAACCUCUUAGCCUUGUGUUUAAGAACGCAGCAUCACAUCCGAGAGGCAGGCUGGCACCUCCACUGUGCCCUGAGGAUCUCCAGGGAGAGCGGCAAUCAAAGAAACCAGGCCUUGGCACUGGCCAACCUGGGCUGCCUGACACUGGAUGUGGGGGCAUCCAGGUUGGCGGAACGCUUCCUGGUCAGAUCCAUACGCAUUUUUAUGGAGCUCUGGGAGAGUCCAACGGAUGAGGAGCAUGUUCAGGCCUACCUAUGGCUGGGUCAGAGCUACAAAGACAGGGGGAGGAGAAAUGAAGUCAGGGCGUGUUAUGAAAUGGGGCUGCUGAUUGCUUUACAUGCUAGAAACUUGCAUAGCCAGAUGGUUGUGGCCAAGGUGCUUAGUCGUCUGUAUGCAGACCUGCUGCUGUAUGGUCAGAGUAUCAUUUACUAUGAACACUGUGUAGCAGUGUCCAGGGAGCUUAAAGACAAGAGACUAGAGGGAGAGUAUCUGGAGAUCCUCAGCAGCCUCUACCUCUCGCUGAACACUGAUAAGUCAUCUCGUAAAUCUCUCGACUACACCAAGCAGAGCCUGAGGAUUUCCAUUGACCUCGGCAAGAGGGAGGAGGAGUCGGAGACCUGGCUACAGGUGGGACGCAUCUAUUACCUCAUCCAAGAGGACGAGCUAGCUGACAUGUACCUUCAGGCAGCAGUGAAGACAGCUCUGAGGAUGAAUGAUCCUCGGUUUGCCAUGAGCAUCUAUGAGGAGGCAGGAGACGUCUUCUUCAAAGGUCACAGGAACCGAAUGGCCUCACUUCCCUACUACAGGGAUGGCAGUCUGCCAUUUGCACGCAGCAUCGGCGACAUCCAUUCGGAGUUUCGCCUGCUGAGUAAACUGACAGAACUGUUGAUGGUGCAAGGCGAGCAGGAGGAGGCUCUGCAGUACGCCACACUGGCUGUUCAGAUUGGCAGCAAAACGGGUGUGUUUGUGAAUGAGAGGAUAGCCUACCACCGCCUGGCUACAGUCUACUACCGCCUCCAGCAGUAUGAGAUGGCAGAAAACUACUACCUCAAGUCUCUUUCUCUCUGCCCUGCAGUGCUGGAGCACCCCAUGGAGUGUCGCUACUACACCAAGGUCUACAGCAGACUUGGCAACCUCACUCUACAUAAACUCAAGGAUGCCUUCGAUGCAGUGGGCUAUUUUCAGUUGGCGCUGGCAGCUGCCCUUGAGGACCACGCUAACCCCAAGGCUUUGUAUAUUUUAUACAUGAAACUGGCAGAGAUCUAUGCCAACCACAUGCCCGAUACCCAGCUGUGUCAAACAUACAGACACAGAGCCCACAGCUUAACGAGGGUUCUGGCAGGAGAGGAAGACCCUGACAGGGAAGAGGAAGAGAGGAGAGACCCAGACACAGAGCCUGGACAAAACCAGGAGGACAUUUUAAAGUCUGACAGCUGCACAGACAGCUGUCAUGCAGUGUCUUCUUCCAUGAUGACAAAAGAGAUGAAGAGUAUCUGUAGAGAUGAGCACAUAUCUGGAACUGAAGAUGAGAACUGUGUAGAAGACUCAAUUGCAGGCACUUUGAGGAUUCAUAUGGACACAGAGGAAGAAUGUACAGACUCUGCAGUUGAGGAUGCUAACAGGAAACAUGGACACAAUAAUUCUGGUGGUCCCAUUAUGGAUGACCCUUGUAUAGACGCCACUAUGACUGAAACGGAAAUAAUUAGCUGUCAGUCAUGCAUUGACAGCAUGACUGAGUCUUUUGUUACAGCUCGAGAACAGUUCACCUGUGACUCCACUGACACUUUACAAACUGACUUGGAUAAAAUAGACGAAAAACCAGAGAACAGUGUUGCGUCAGACCUUGACACCGAAGCGAGUGGGCCCAGUGAAACUGUGUUCUUACCUGUUGGUAACACCUUUGCUGACUUUACCAGUGAAGGUGGAGGACACACAGGCACCCAAAACACAGAAAUUGAUAUUCCCCAAGACAAAAAUAUCCCACCUGAAGAAACAGAUGUAGAUGUUGGUCUCAAAGAUAAUUCUAACACUGGUCAGAUAGAAACUGUUGAAAUGGAUGAUGAUAAAGCUGACAAUGUGUUAUGUGCUUGCUACCACACCGAGAGAGGCAAGUCUGAAACUGCUGAUGCAGAGAGUGAACACAUUGACCUGGACCGCAUCUGCACAUAACAUCUGCAUGUAAGCUUCAGAGUACAAAUUAUGUUCCUCGAUUAUGUUUUGAAGUGUCCCUUGACCAUAAAACUGUAACGUUCCAUGAUGUGCUUAUUGAGAGAAAGAUAUUGCAGACACUUUUCUUAAUGUACACUUUUCAGAGAUUAGGUAACAUUGAGACAUGUACCUUUUUUAUAAUGUUUGCACUCUGCAUAUUACAGAGGUCAUCAAGCUUGUAAUAUACGUUAUGUUUUGUAAAUACAUAUUUUGUAUAUCAAUGAGAG
Molecule: messenger RNA, 5324 nt
Organism: Lampris incognitus (smalleye Pacific opah)
Lineage: Eukaryota; Metazoa; Chordata; Actinopteri; Lampriformes; Lampridae
Gene: sh3tc2
Product: SH3 domain and tetratricopeptide repeats 2
Exons: 22
Coding region: 172-5058 (1628 amino acids)
Biological process (GO): regulation of intracellular protein transport; regulation of ERBB signaling pathway
Cellular component (GO): recycling endosome
Molecular function (GO): protein binding
Source: RefSeq, a predicted model, not a curated record